AUGUUUAUCCACGUGCCACCAAAUCAUCUCUGCUACUCUCCGCGGUGCCAGCUCAAGGAGCAGCUUUGGGAAGCACAAAGCUAUCCCUGCGAGGUCCAGGGUUGGAGCCCAAGCCGGCCAGUGUUUCCACGCCUCCUCCCGGCGAGGGGCAAGUCCAGAGGACUCACCCGGAGGCCACCCCUCCCUCCAGGAGUACCACGUUUCCUGUCAAAACAAACCCGAGGAGGAGGGGACGGCGGAGGCAGAGCCGAGUGCCCGGGAAACCCCGGCAACAAACCCCAAACACUCGCCGCGGGCCCCGCCCGGCCGGGGAAGGGGCCUCCGCAGCCCCGGUGGAAAGCCGCCCGCGGAGCAGGCGCUGGCCCCGGCCCGGCGGGCUGUGAGCGGCGCCGAAAUGCCCGGACCCCGCCGCCUCAGGGUCCGGCAGCCCGCGGCCACUCGCGUGCGCGUCCCGCUCCCACGCGGGACGGCAGUUCUAGGUCAAACGGGGACAGGGACGGGGUCGGGGUGAGGGGUCAAGCUUGUUGGUUCCUGGGCCCCGCGGUCUCAGGACGGCGUUCCGAGGUGGAGCGGGGAGGCCUGGGCUGCCCUGGGUUGAGCUGUCCCCUCUCGGGCCCUAGCUCAUUACUUCACAGACCGAGACCCCUCCCCGGGGAAGGAUACGCACCGAGUCCGGCGCGGAGACAGGAGGAAGGAGACGAAGUGCCCCGAAACCAGGGGUCUCAGGGAGUCCCCCAACCAAGCGCCGCACUACCUCGGAACUCCUCACCUCAACAACUCCAGCCCCUCGGCACCGUCCCCCCCGCCCCUACACGCGGUAUUUAA
This is a messenger RNA of Marmota flaviventris (yellow-bellied marmot), 825 nucleotides long. The record is from RefSeq and is a predicted model, not a curated record. Lineage: Eukaryota; Metazoa; Chordata; Mammalia; Rodentia; Sciuridae.